Molecule: messenger RNA, 2699 nt
Organism: Triplophysa dalaica
Lineage: Eukaryota; Metazoa; Chordata; Actinopteri; Cypriniformes; Nemacheilidae
Product: serine/threonine-protein kinase pim-2-like
Exons: 9
Coding region: 23-1675 (550 amino acids)
Biological process (GO): regulation of mitotic cell cycle; negative regulation of apoptotic process; protein autophosphorylation
Cellular component (GO): cytoplasm
Molecular function (GO): ATP binding; protein serine/threonine kinase activity
Source: RefSeq, a predicted model, not a curated record
CUAAAGUUAACUUGCAAUUAAGAUGGGUCAGAAUAUUUGUCGAUGCGUUAAAGCUGAUCGCGGGGACGAUUGUAGGAGCGUGUACGGAGAGCUCCAAAGUACCCCUACAGGAUCGACCGUGAAUUCGCGAGAUUGUUUACCUCCACCAGUUGGAUCAACUGAUGGAGACGGAUCUGCUAGAAGAGAUGGAGUUAAGAAAGGGAGAUUUUGGAAGUGGAUGAAAGGGCGAAAAAAAGGUCAGAAUGCUAAUGAAGUAGCCGUUGUACCCGCUGACAACAUUGCCGAAGGUGAUAUUUCAGAACGGCAGGUCAGUGUCGAGGUCUGCGUAGAUCAGGAAACGCAUGUCAGUGAACCUGAUGGGGAUGGAAGCGGUAAGAGAGAUGAAGUGAAAAAGAAGAAGAAGAGGUUUUGGAAGUGGAAAAAAGGCCGGAAAGCACAUCAAAGUGCAACAGAAGUAGCUGUUGUCUCCUCUGACAACAUUACCAAAGAUGAGAUUUCAGUACAGCAGGUCAAUGUAGGGGUCCUACCAUCUCUAGACUGCUCUGUGUCCAACUCCAGUGAGGGGAGCUUCCACACACCGGCACUUUCUCUGGCUGACUUGCUUGUCAACGAUCGUCAAUCUCCAGUCCGCUCUGUGUCUGACUCGAGCGAGGACAACUUCUACACACCAGCCCUUUCUCUGGCUGACUUGCUUGUCGGCAUCCCCCAGUCCCUGGUGCGGCCCGUGUCCGACCCGAGUGUUGACAGCAUCCAGAUUCCGUUUCAGUCAGGGUCCAAUUUAAGUGAUGUCUCCCAACCUUCAGUCAGUUCGAGGAUGUUGUUCGAGUUUGAUGACCAGUGUGUUCUGGACGCUAAGAAUGUAGAAGUAAACUUCUUCCAGUAUAAAAUCGGUGAAAUGUUGGGGGAAGGAGGUUAUGGAGCUGUUUAUGAAGGGACCCGUGUGAAAGAUGGCUUGAAGGUGGCAGUGAAAUAUGUCAAAAAGUCUGUGGACACGGAUUAUAUCAGGAUUCCCUGUCAUCCUGAACCUCUUCCACGGGAGAUCGCUCUUCUGAUCCUCGCGACUACCGGAACCCCAGUUCCUGAAAUCAUCCAACUUCUGGACUGGGAGGACAAAUCUGACCACUAUGUCAUGAUCCAAGAGUGUCCUUCUCCAUGCCUGGAUUUGCAUUCCUUUGUUUGUAGCAAAGGAGGCAAAGUCAGAGAGGCUUUGGCACAGAUUAUCAUAUGGCAGGCAACCAUAGCUGCAUCUGUAUGCUGCGAACGUGGCGUUUUCCACCGGGAUAUAAAACUGAAUAAUUUACUAAUUAACACAGACACGCUAGAUGUAAAGCUCAUCGACUUUGGGUGUGGAGAUCUUUGGAAGAAAUCGAAAUACAAGAUAUUCCAAGGCACAGUGGAGUACUGCUGCCCUGAAUUCUACGAGAAGUUCGAGUACCACGCAGAGCCAGCGACAGUGUGGUCACUUGGGGUGACGUUGUUUGCGAUGUUGUGCGGGUUCUUUCCUGGCUUCCAGACCCUGGACAAGAUUAAACAGAAUCGAUGGUCUAGAAGUGGCUUGUCCAAAGAAUGCUGCAACUUGAUCCAGUCAUGUCUGCAGGAGGAUCCAAACCGACGCAUUCGUCUGAAAGAUAUUCUUCUCCACGAAUGGUUUGAGGAUUUUUUAGUGCGGUACUAAUACGGGGGAUUGAUGAAGCAUUGGAGCAUCCGAGCAUGCAUGGCCCCUCCCCUAUCACUAGAGGGACUGGAAUCAGAUGUCUGCUCAAUCACAAGCUCAGGGUUGUAAGCUCUCACGCACACGCUUUCAAGCUCUCUCACGCUCUCUUACACUCUCACUCUUCCCAACUGAAUGAAUGUCACGCCAAAUAACGGCGGAGAGUAACAUGAAUGGAAGGAAGAUCACUGCGUGUGAUUGCGACGUGCUUCAGUGAAUUAUGUUUAAUUAACAAAUUUCGAGACGAGCACGAGCAGAUAAUCCACCCAUGCAUCUGACUCCGACGAUUCCUUGCAGCUCCCUCCUCCGGGGGAUCGAGCUCAGGAAGAAGUGGAUGUCUGAAUGUCAGCCAUGCUUUCCCGGGCCACCGGGAGCAUUGGGUUGCAUUGCACCACACUGCAUCUUCCAGUGCUCGUGGCCGAAUACAUGGUGCCCCGGGGUUGAGCGCGGCUCCAAGCCGCAGCCGUCCCCAGUGCCAUGUUUCCCGGAACUGCAUGAGGAACUCAGUAAGACCUGGAAACACUGCCUUUUUCAGUGCGUGCACGUCAAACUAGUUCUGUCACCCUUCCGUUCCUCGAUGGUGGGGCAGCUAGAGGAUACGUUAAUGUCCCCCAGGUGGAACGUGCCGUCUCGGUGCACCGCAGACGACUGCCACCUGGGGGGUCGAACUAUACUCCUGUCCAAAGCAUGUAGGUUUUUGGUAUCUCUGAUGUCGAGAGCUUACACUGCUGAGGGCCAAGCUGCCCCCUCUCUCCACGCUAUGGCCAUUCUACAGGUCCUUUGCAGCAUCGGGGGUGACUUACUGGCAUCUGACUUCGACAAUUCCUUGCAGCUCCCUCCUCCGGGGAAUCGAGCUCAGGAAGAAGGGGAUGUCGGAAUGUCAUCCAUGCUUUCCCGGGCCGGCGCGAGCAUUGGGUUGCAGUACACUACACUGCCUCUCCCAGUGCUCGCAGCCGAAUACAUGGUGCCUCGGGGUUGACCGCGGCUC